AUCAAUUUCUUUGAAAACGCACGUCGGGUUUCGUCUCUGCAGAUCACCACAUAUCAUCGCGCGCUAAAAACAUGGGGUUUUGCAGUGUUUUGUGUUGCGGAUGGAUAAAACGUCAAAUUGCCUCUUCUCGUCUCUGCCGCUGCGUUGUUUCUGCUUUGGCCUCCUAGCUGUUGUUUUCUCGUCUGUCUGCAACUCUGGUCACAUUCGCCUUUUCGAACUCUAGAAAAUCGUCUCCAUAUUUGAUUGAGUCUCGCGCUUUCCGCCCGUCUCGCAACCCUUAACAUUUCGUUUCUUCGGGUGAAUAUUCGGGACUGGCCAGCAGGAAAAAGUGACUCAAGCAAGCUGGUUCGCGCAUGUCUUUUCCCUCCUCUUUCGCAAAAUCUGUGCUCGGUUUGUAUCUCCGAAAGAACUGCACAGCGAUGAACUGUCAACUUUCGAGCAUCGCUUGGGAUGUCGUCGGCCCUCCACUGACGGUAGCGCGCACUCGCUGUGCCGGUUUACCGAAGUCGGUGUCGGGGCUGAGUAACUGGAAUUCGGGGCAACAGAGGAGGCUGUCUCUCGGAAGGAAGGCACUCCACUCUUCGAACCGUCGUUCCCCCGCAAAUCCACUUUUGGGACAAAUACGACCGCAGCCACCCUGCAUUGUUACCGGCGCGCCGGUGGGAGGGUACUCGCCCCUGCUUACCCGGCGGUUUCUGGGGAACUUGGCAGCUCGUAACCUAGGCACGAACUUCGUUUCUAGAAGUGGCGCCACCCUUCUCUUUCUGGCAACUCCGACUCGGCUGAACGGAACUGUCGCGGCGGCUUCGCAGCCAACAAACGCAGCCGACCGCCCUACCACCUCCUCGGCCGAAGAAGAGGACUUGAAAAAAAAGUUGGACGACCUCGUGAAAUCCACCCCCGUUGUGCUGUUCAUGAAAGGCUCUCCAAAGGCACCGAUGUGUGGGUUUUCGGCACGGGCAGUUGGGAUACUGAACUCUCUCGACGUUGACGAAUACACCUUCGUUAACAUUCUGCAGUACCCUGAUGUACGCGCACUUGCAAAAAAGCACUUCAGCUGGCCCACCUACCCACUUUUAAUCGUGGGCGGGGAAGUCGUCGGCGGGGUGGAUAUCAUGGAUGAACUUAACAAAACAGGAGAACUGGGAGAGAUGAUCAGACAAGCUGUCAAGGGGUCCGAAUGUGCGGCUGUUCAACCUGCGGGAGGUCACUCUAAACCCUAAGACACCUGCUUUGUCUUUCAGCUUUACCGCACUCAAUCACAACUGUCUCCAGGCCAUCUUCACGUGAAAACGCGGUGCCGGACGCUUAUGCUUCGGGAAUCUUGUGUCGAGCGUUAUAUUUGAUUGGCCUGACAGUCACAGGAAAGGCAGCUGAGUCAAGCGGACCCACGCGAUUCAUCGAAUUAAAUUACAUGCUCCACCGCUUUUACAAGCCACCG
Messenger RNA from Toxoplasma gondii ME49, 1441 nucleotides. RefSeq names its product glutaredoxin-related protein. Bases 354 to 1223 code for a protein of 289 amino acids. The record is from RefSeq and is a predicted model, not a curated record. The transcript has 3 exons. NCBI's taxonomy places the organism in Eukaryota, Apicomplexa, Conoidasida, Eucoccidiorida, Sarcocystidae.